AAAGCCGCAGAGAAGUGGCUGAGGGCGAAGAAACAAAGAAACACAUGAUGUUCAAGUAUAGGAAAUCGGGAGGGCGAAAAAACAAAGAAACAUGUUGAAGUUUAGGAAAUCGGGUUAACACUUCCCCGUUAAGGUAGGUGAGGUGCAAGGAUAGGAUCUAAGAUCUAAGGAGGGAGGGCUACAGAGUUUAACGGAGGUGUACCUUGCUGCGGGCACAGCUUCAUUAUAUUGUAGUGAAAAACUUGUUGGCCACUGGGAGUGGAAAGAUGAGAAGAGGCAGGGGCAGAGACAAGGUGGGAGAGGGAGAGGGAGAAGGGGGAGGAGAAGCGGGUGGAGGAGGGGGAGGAGGAGCCGGUUUGAACUUGCCGCAAGCGCCUGUAUUCUAUCCAAGUGAAGAGGAGUUCACAGAUCCGCUAGCAUUUAUAGAGAAAAUUCGAGGGGAGGCGGAGGCCUAUGGAAUGUGCAGGAUCGUGCCGCCGAAGUCGUGGAAGCCGCCAUUUGCUCUGGACAUGCAGAAGAUGGCCUUUCCGACAAAGAUGCAGGCGCUGCAUCACCUGAGUCAGCGGCCCUCCACCUGCGACGCGGACACCUUCCACCUCGAUUACGCCCGCUUUAUGCAGGAGAGGGGCCAGACGGGGGCGCUGCCGACGGAGCCCUCGAUCCAGGGACAACGCGUGGAUUUGUGCCAGCUUUAUAACGCCGUGAAGCGCCAUGGGGGCUUUCGCAAAGUGCUUCACUCCAAGAAAUGGGGGGAGGUUGCCAGGAUUCUCAAUCCCGCCACCCAGAAUUCUCCCCAUUACAAUUCUCUUCUUACACAGCUCUACAAGAAGCACUUGCGUGCUUACGAGAUUUACCAAAUGCGCACAAGUUCGGCUUCCCUUUCAAAAUGCAACAAGGGGCGGAGGCUCGGAGGCGGGGCGAAAAGGAGGAGGACUGUUGUGAUGGCAGAAGAGGGAGGGGCUGGGGGCGGUGGUGGGGGGAAAAGGAGGAGGAGUAAUGUGGUGACGGAGGAAAAAGAAGUGAAGGCGGAUCAGAUAUGCGAGCAGUGCAAGAGCGGGCAGCAUGAAGAAGUGAUGCUUCUGUGUGACAGGUGUGACCGGGGAUGGCAUGUCUACUGCCUAUCGCCGCCGCUGAAGGGCGUGCCACAGGGCAAUUGGUACUGCUUUGACUGCCUCAAUUCCGAGUCCGACACCUUUGGUUUCACUCAGGGAGACCUUUAUUCUCUCCGCUCUUUUCGAGCCUUCGCAGACAGGUUUAAGCGUAAAUGCUUUGGAACAGCUGCUAACAGUGUCACUCAUGGUCAAAUUGAAGAUCGCUUCUGGGAAAUUGUAGAACGAUCGGGCACCGGGGAGAAGUGGAGAGAGGUGGAGGUCAUGUAUGGCAGCGAUUUGGAUACAUCUUUGUAUGGCAGUGGGUUUCCUCGUUCCAUUGACAAAAUGCCCGACCAUGUAGAUCCCAAACAGUGGGAAGAACAUAUAGUUAGCCCCUGGAAUCUCAAUAACUUUCCAAAACUACAAGGUUCCAUGCUUCGCCUCGUGCACGAUAAUAUUGCAGGCGUUAUGGUUCCUUGGCUUUAUGUAGGAAUGUUGUUUUCCUCCUUUUGCUGGCAUUUUGAAGACCACUGUUUCUAUUCCAUCAAUUACUUGCACUGGGGUGAGCCAAAAUGCUGGUAUAGUGUUCCAGGGAGUGCAGCGGAUGCUUUUGAACAGGUCAUGCGCAAAACAUUUCCAGACUUGUUUGAAGCACAGCCAGACCUCCUAUUCCAGCUGGUGACUAUGUUAAAUCCAACCGUCUUGAAACGAAAUGGUGUCCCUGUUUUUACCACAUUGCAGGAAUCUGGUAACUUUGUCAUAACAUUUCCCAGGUCUUUUCAUGGGGGAUUCAACUGUGGAUUAAAUUGUGCUGAAGCAGUGAACUUUGCCCCUGAAGAUUGGCUACCACAUGGUGGAUUUGGAGCAGAAUUGUAUCGUUUGUAUCACAAGCCUGCGGUUUUAUCACAUGAUGAGUUAUUAUGUGUCGUGGCAAAGAGCGGAUGUAGCAAAGAUUUACGACCCUUUCUAAAGGAAGAGCUUGUUCGAGUGAUCAAGACUGAGCGUAUUCAAAGGGAACGACUUUGGAGAAAUGGUGUUGUGAGAAUAUCUAGAAUGACUCCUCGUAAGAAUCCUGAAUAUGUUGGCACAGAAGAGGAUCCAGAAUGUGUUAUUUGCCGAUAUUAUCUACAUCUUUCUGCUGUUACAUGUUGCUGUCGACCAGGUGCAUUGGUCUGUCUACAGCAUGCAGAACGUCUCUGUGAAUGUAAUCCAGAAAAGCAAUGUCUCUUAUAUCGCUAUAGUAUGGCUGAGCUGGAUGACUUGCUGCUUAUGGAAGAUGAACAGAGUGCUGAAAAAGACAAUGUCCCAAUGGAUGAUAGGGUUCGAACUCGAAGGAUUUCUGGAAAGCAGUCUUGUCAAACAAUUCUGAUAAAAAAGAUCUUACAGGUGCAAGGCCGUUCUGUUACGCAUAGAGAGCUGGCAGAAGCAUGGCUUGCAAGUGCACGCAAUAUACUCUGCAACCCAAUUUCAGAAGCUAAUAUUAACGACUUACUGAAAGAAGCAGAACAAUUUUUAUGGGCUGGGCAUGAGAUGGAUCUGGUGCGAUCAAUGGAGGUGGACUUGAGAAUGGCACAAAAGUGGUCCCAAGAUUUGAGGGAUUGUUUGUCCACAAUUAAAUCAUGGAUGGAUAAGAAGGACAAGACAUCAUCAAAAGUUCCUUUAAGUUUUGCCCAAGUCUUGAUUGGCAUUAAUCCGGUUCCAUGUAUCGAACCCGGGUUCUUAAAAUUGAAGGCUAUGGUAGAAGAUGCCAGUCUGUUGGAACAGCAAAUUAAAGUUGCUUUGUCAUCAUCAUCACCUGUAACGAUUGAGGAAUUGAAGGAUAUUCAUUUCAGAAUGAUGGAAUCUCCUUUUAAGCUGGCUGAAUCUGAGACUCUGGAUAGAGUAAUUGAUUCUGCAAAGGAUUGGCUAGUGCGAGCAGAAGAGUGCUUGUUUGGAAAGCAGAGCCGUUUGGCAUCAGAUGCCUUUUCUCAUAACAUAAAUAUGCUUCAUGACUUGCAGUCAGAGGGUGGAAAGAUUCCUGUUGUGCUCCCAGAAAUGGCUCUUUUUGAUAGUCUUAUAAAAAGGAUAGAAAAUUGGCGAGGACAUGCUAGGGAGCUGAUCAGUUUCCCUAUGACCUUAGAGGAGCUGAAUGCUACAUUGCAAGAUGCUGAGCAGUUUAAUGUCAUCAUCCCUGAAUUAGAAUUGCUGAGACAAUAUAAGCACAGUGCAUUAUCCUGGAUGGAGCGUUGCCAUAAUAUUCUUGAUAGCAUCCACAAAAAUAUAGACUACAGUAAAGCAGUAGAAGAUUUGACUGCGCUAUUGGCAGAAGGGAGGACACUAAAAGUUCAAGUAGAAGACUUGGGCACUGUGGAACUGGAGUUGAGAAAUUUUUUAUGGAGGGAGAAAGCUUCCAAGGCACUGGGCAGACGAUUGCCAUUGAGGAUUCUAGAAGAAUUGGCAAUUGAAGCAUCAAGGUUGCAAUUGCCAAAUGAAAAAUUGGUAAUCGAUGUUAAUGUUACUGUUCAAGCUGCAUAUGCUUGGGAACAAAGUGCUAAGAAACUUCUCUGUUCAGGCGGUUGUAUCUCCGAAUUUAAGGAUCUUGACAGGACGUCAGAAGGCAUGUGUGUAACCUUACCUACCUUUAUACACAUCAAGGAUGCUAUUUUAGCUGCUGAACAGUGGUUGGAAAAUGCAAAGCCAUUCUUGGACCAAAUCUUCGGAGUUCAGCCUGCAUGCAGAUCUCAUUUAAGUAUCGAUGCGCUUAAGGGGCUUCUUCACAAGUCUGAGCUUCUUAAAAUCACACUUAAAGAGUCACAGUUCCUAAGAAAAGCCUUGAAAAACGUUGAGGAGUGGUGUACAAAAGCAGUGAAACUGCUGGAAUCUGGAAAUUUGUUCCUGAAUAGUCAGAAUGUAUGGAAUGUUGCCUAUGAUAACAAUGAGGACAGUAACAGUCUUAUGGUGAAAGUGGAAGAACUGAUUGGUUUCUUAAAUUCUUUUAUAAAAAGUGGUAUGGCUCUCGGAUUUGAAUUAAAUGAACUCACAAAGCUAAAAGAGGUUUCUGCUGCAUUGACAUGGAACCUGAAGGCUCUUUCUUUUUCCUCUAUGUCUCCUUCAUUAGAGGAUGUUAACAGUCUCAUAGACAAUGCAAGAAAUCUACCUAUUAGAGCUGGAGAAUAUAAAUUAUUAGAGAGCUCUUUGCUUGAGAGUAAACAGUGGCUUUCACAAGCAUGUUUACUUCUUCCAGAUUCAAAUUCAAAGAAAAAAUGCAAUAUUCAGGACCUGGAGGACCUUGUUGCAAACUCAAAGAAAUUGAAAAUUUCUUUUCCAAUGAAGGUUGGCCAAAUAGAGGCAGUUAUUUCUAACUAUAGAUCAUGGCAAAAGGAGGUACAGGCAUUGUUUAAUUACAAAUCUUCUGCUCUUACAUGGCCAGAAUUUCUUAAACUUAUGGAAGCUGGAGAGUCUAGUAUUGUGGAAGAUGGCAGCCUGAGAAUGCUUGCUUCAAAAGUAGCUGAUAUUGAAAAUUGGAUUUUACAUUGCAAGUCUGUUACUGACCGCUUUGGCAGCUGUUCAUUACCACUGCAAUAUUUUCUUCUACAGAUUAAAGAAUCUUUGGACAGAGCCCUUCGCAAAUUCCAGGAUGCAAAUGCUCAUGGCGAGGAGGAAGAUUGUUUAAUAUGCAAUGGGAAAUCAAUGCAAAACAAUCCAAAUACACUUUAUUGUCAAAAUUGCAAAGACAGGUAUCACUCUUCAUGUCUUGGGCUGAAACAAAUAGAAUCAUUAACAACCACACACUAUGUGUGCCCUUUUUGUACUGCUGUUGCAACUGGAUCUCUAUCCAAUGAAGAAGUACACCCAAGGGUUUCCAAAAGAAAUUGCCCAACAAUUGAUGAUUUUGUUGAACUAUUGAAUGAAGCAAAAGGCCUCUCCCCAUGGACCCAGGAGGUAGAACUUGUUCAUAGCAUUGUUGAAUGUGCAAUGCAAUGGCAAUCUUAUUUAAGAGGAACAAUUAGUAAUGCUCUAGUUCAACAGGAUAAGGAUUCCAGCUUUGAUUCAAGAAGACUUGUUAUUGCUUUAAAGACAAUUGAAGUGGUAAAGCUUCAAGAUCAAGAGAACACUAUGCUUGAGGUUGCUCUUUGUACAAAUUCUUGGAGAAGUAAGGCAAAAGCGCUGGUGGACGGUGCAACCAAACCUUCACUUAAACACAUUCGACGUGUUCUAAAAGAGGGACUCUGCAUGCAGGUGUCUUCUAAAGAUUACUAUCUUAAAGAGAUGAUGAGAAUAGAGCGCAUAUCUUCUCAGUGGGCAGCGCAGGCAAAACAGGUUGUGGCAGAUCAUGGAGCACUUGAAUUGGAUGAGGUAUUCAAAUUUAUUGCAGCAGGUGAAAGAUUGCCUGUUGAUUUCAGGAAGGAAUUAGCGGCACUAAAGGUCCGUAGUGUGCUUUACUGCAUUUGCCGAAAGCCUUAUGAUGAAGAAAGAGCAAUGAUAGCUUGUGAUAGCUGCAAUGAGUGGUACCAUUUUGACUGUCUUUAUCUUCAAGAACCAGUCAGCAGCAGUGAAGAUUGUGAGCUUCUAUUACAACAGAAGUGUGGACCAAUGGGUGAAUUUAUUUGUCCUGUUUGUAAACCAACAUACAGACAGGACAGUUCAAGUUUUCACGUAAAGGUCGAGGAUGAUGACAGUGAAUUUAUAUCAGAGGAGAUUUCUCAUGAAAGAGAUGGAGUUACUCCAUCUUUUGAAUUUACAAGAGGAAAGCGACGGAGCAGAACGACUGGGAAAGCUAGAUCAAACUUACAGGAAAGAAUAAGAGAAAAUUUGGGUUCUAAUUGCCUAGAUACACUGUGCUUGCUGCCAUCUGAUACCAAAAUUGAAACUGAUAACCCCUUGACAGCAACUGGCAGGCCUUGUAGAAGGACAGCUGGUCAACACAGCAAAUUUGAAAGUUUUGUAUUACUUACACAUACAAGGUAGAUUCAUUUUUUUGACUUCCAUUUAUAAUGAAAAUUUCUUCUCAAGAUUCAAUAAUUAACAAAAUCCAUAAUGGUUCUCCGAAGUUGCAUGUUACCGACUUCUCUGCCGUCUAACUGUUGUGUACCAUACUCCCCAUUUUCACUUAUAGCAGUUAGUCUAGUCAUUGCCUUAAUUGUAUAACACCUCAGUGCAGAACACAAUCUGCAAAUAAGAAUAGUCCGCAACAUAAAAUCAAAUAGUUUCAUAUGAUUUGGUGUGAGGUACAUGCCAAUGACCCUGUUGUAUGGCUGCUUGUAAUUGAAUGGCAUCAGAAGAGAAGUUUGACUAAAUUUUUCUGAGAAGGAAAUACCUUGUGAUUAGCAUAUUGUAAUAGCUGAUUUUAUUUGUCGUUGGGAUUAAAGGCGCCGGGAGGAAGAUGUAAACUAUAUAGUAAGGGAAUACCAAAACCUGAAGAUGUUGAAGGAAUGUAAAUGUGAUUGAAAAUUUGCAACUAAAUUUAGCUGCAAGUUGCCUUUCAUGCAUGGAUGUGCCACUAAAAUUGCUAGGCUACUUCUGCCUCUGGGAAGUUUCGGAAGUGGAGGAUCAAUUCUUCCAGCAGUUUUGUCAAUGGUGUGCAUGUGUGUUUCGUCUGGUAAGUAGUUGAGAAGUAAUGUUGUUGAAAAAUCACUCAGUUUCACAUAAAUGCCAUCAUGAUCAAUAAACAUCAUAAAAGUGAAAAUUAUUUGAUGUAAUUCUUAUAUUAUUUCUAAACAUCUCAUCUUAUAUUGUGAAUAAUAUUUUGAUAGAAUUUGUGAAUCAAUAAGUAGGAGAUAGCCUGAUGAGCGUGCCUAUGAUGAGGAUGCUAACCUAUAUUUCGAAUUUAUUCUAUUUCAUAUUGCACAAGAGCAGUGCAACUUAUGUCAACAUUCUUAUUCAAUAUUUCGGAUGGAAAUAAUAUCAGGCACCUUUCAAGUUA
Messenger RNA from Cryptomeria japonica (Japanese cedar), 6993 nucleotides. RefSeq names its product lysine-specific demethylase JMJ17. The transcript is spliced from 33 exons. The record is from RefSeq and is a predicted model, not a curated record. Gene Ontology annotation, biological process: chromatin remodeling. The coding region runs from base 267 to 6038 and encodes 1923 amino acids. Gene Ontology annotation, cellular component: nucleus. Lineage: Eukaryota; Viridiplantae; Streptophyta; Pinopsida; Cupressales; Cupressaceae. Gene Ontology annotation, molecular function: DNA binding; histone demethylase activity.